This is a messenger RNA of Suillus paluster, 478 nucleotides long. RefSeq lists its product as uncharacterized. The record is from RefSeq and is a predicted model, not a curated record. The coding region runs from base 44 to 322 and encodes 92 amino acids. Lineage: Eukaryota; Fungi; Basidiomycota; Agaricomycetes; Boletales; Suillaceae. The transcript is spliced from 2 exons.
CAUACCUGUCAAACACCGCCAACCCGCGGUAAAGGGUCGCGGUAUGGUCGCGGGUAUGAAUAUCCAACACCGUACUACCCGUACCCGCCAAACCCGUCAGCAAAGAACCGCGGUGUUACCCGUACCCGUGCCUUUCCCUAUGUGGAAUCAGCUCGACCUUUUUCCUCACGGAGUCGGGAAUUCGCUCGGGAUGGACGUACACGAUGUCUCGAGUGCAAGUAAACCAGUCAACAACACGACUAUUCCACAAGACAACGUCGAACACCCCAAUUUUACACGUACUUGCGGCUCCGGUUGCCCCUCGCAGAGGGCAUGGUUGUGACUAUUGAGCCGGUGAUCUACUUCCAUGAACAUCUACUCGAAGUUAUAGAGGAGUCUGAUGAAUAUGUGGAUUACGGCUUGUUUACCGCGAAAUGGGCGGUAUGCGCAUCGAAGAUUCAAAUGGGUGCGAGAAACCUCACUAAGGUUAGGAGUGAUA